AUAAUGUAUAAAUCAAUGAACAUAUUAAAUAAAAGAGUAAUAUUCAAUAGAAAAAUAUUCAUUAGAAAAAUAGCGGGCAGUGAAACAGCUGUUUUUUGAAUGAUGAGACAUCUAGUGGAAUGCGUAUACAUAUGCAAUAGCAACGAAUGGACAAAAUGCACGAUACGGAACUGAUCGCACUUGUACUUAGAAGAGCUGAUUAAGAAACCAUGGCAGCUGGUUGUUGUGGAACGAAAAAGCAAAAACUAAAUGAUUCCACUAGUGUUCCGCGUAACAAUACUGUAAGUUUACAAAAUAGUAUUCAUAUGCGGAAUUCUAUAAUAGUUCAACCUGAGAUGGGCUUUUAUUGUUUCGAUGUCCUUUACUGCCAACUGCACCAACUUGAUCCACCAAAACCACCCAACUUCAGUAAUGAAGCUUUCCCUUUAUUUGUAACAUGGACUAUUGGUAAAGAUAUGAGAUUAAGAGGUUGCAUUGGUACAUUUAAUGCAAUGCAUUUACAUGCUGGACUACGGGAAUAUGCUACUACUAGUGCUUUCAAGGACUCAAGGUUUAAUCCAAUAACAUUGGAAGAACUUCCACGUUUACAUGUAAGUGUUUCUAUACUUCGACAUUUUGAAGAUGGAGCAGAUUAUUUAGAUUGGAUAAUAGGGGUUCAUGGAAUUCGUAUAGAAUUUCAUAAUGAAAAGGGCAAUAAACGAACUGCUACAUAUUUGCCAGAUGUAGCAAUAGAACAAGGAUGGAACCAAAUCCAAACAAUAGACUCUUUACUACAUAAAGGAGGCUAUAAGGGGUUAGUUACUCCUGAUAUUAGACGUAGUGUCAAGUUAACUCGAUACCAGAGUGAAAAAGUGACUGUGAGUUAUCAAGAUUAUAUGACACGCUGGCAUGGUCAAAGAUGCUAGCAACUGCCCUGGGGUUCUAUUAAAGGGCCCCUCAUUUGUUAUAUUUCUAACAACAUUGAUAAUUUGAGUACAGAUACAUUUAAUUGUUGUUUGCAAUAUAUUAAUUAUCAAUGCAAUAAUAUAAUGGCCAGUCAAUAUGCAUUCAUUAUAAUAGAAUCUAAUUACUUUUUUAUGACACAAUCAUGUUUAUUCUAUAAUUCAAUAUGUUUUAAUUUUAUCAUCUUAUCUAUACAAAGUUAUCUUUUAUUUUUAUAUACAAAAUUUGUUUGUUUAUCAGUGCAUCAUAAUCAUUAUUGGAGAUGUCUUCCUAUAAAAAAUCAUAGAUUAUGGAAUAUAAAAACAAACAUGGUAUUAAAGACUCAAUUUAAUCUUUUACUAUUUCCAAUGGUGCCUAUUAUAUGCUAUAUUUUAUACUUACUUAUUUUAUAAAAAAAAAAAAUAUUUAUUAACAAAAAUAAUAGGAUUUUGGAUAUAUAGUGGCCUUAUCUUUUCUGAAUUUAAUACUAUUUACAAAUAAGCUACUGAGUAUAAGAGAAUAUUUGUGGAAUUUAAGUUCAAUUGGCAAAUUUCUUCAGUUUUUUUUAUAGCUAGUAUAAAUAUAUUAUUGUUUAGUUUAUACAAGGCGUUAUUGUUUGUUUCAUUCUUU
Apis laboriosa (Himalayan honeybee) is the source of this 1551-nucleotide messenger RNA. Its product is annotated as AMMECR1-like protein. NCBI's taxonomy places the organism in Eukaryota, Metazoa, Arthropoda, Insecta, Hymenoptera, Apidae. The coding region runs from base 210 to 905 and encodes 231 amino acids. The record is from RefSeq and is a predicted model, not a curated record. The transcript has 4 exons.